Neurospora tetrasperma FGSC 2508 is the source of this 2787-nucleotide messenger RNA. RefSeq lists its product as uncharacterized. The record is from RefSeq and is a predicted model, not a curated record. The transcript is spliced from 3 exons. The coding region runs from base 1 to 2787 and encodes 928 amino acids. Lineage: Eukaryota; Fungi; Ascomycota; Sordariomycetes; Sordariales; Sordariaceae.
AUGCCUCUUGCAGGUGCCGAUAUGAACAGAAAGCGGCCAAUUGAGGGAGGAGCAGACAAUACCCGACUCCGAAAGAGAAGAUCGCAAGGAUUCACUGCUCCGUCCUCGAACUCCGCCUCUACCGGAGAGUUCGAACUUCCGGCGCUGAUCAGUCUCGCUGAUGCAUCGAGAAGGUACGACGAGUGGAAGGGUGACAUUGGAGAUGGUGUCUGUAGGACCUUAACAGGAGGCGGCGCCUAUUUUCCGACAAAUUACAAGCUUUUUCUUAAGCACCCCGCUCCGUGGCUAUGUCCUCUUGUCAACUGUAGAAAGUCUUUCGCCCAAUGUAGUAGUCUGGGACAUCACUUCUCGAAAGCUCAUCGCGGAUUGAAACUCUACGAUGAGGCAGAGAGGGGCCUCUUUCACCCCCAAGGCAUGAGAAUCAAGCCAGACAAGGACGGAAAACUUCGACCAAUUGUUGUCGCGAGAGGAUUUGGCGCUCCAGAUGAUGAUCAACAGGCCCCGGCCGCGCUUGCAGCCAACCGUCCCGCCACUGCCAAUUCCGCGCCGGUCCGACCUCUCUCUACCCAGGUUGCUUCAGCAGCCGCUCCCACUCCCACUACUGCUCGCGCCGUCAAUAAUUCUGCCUCGACGCCCACCACAUCCGCACAAGCCACCAAUUCAUUGACUCACGAUAUCAUCGACAUCGUUAGCGAUGACGAGGACGUGCAGCUGGUCCUUAACCAAACCCUUUUCAGAAAACCCACUACUCAAGGCUCGACUCAGCGGAAACAGCCAAGAGCAGGGGACAACAAUGGCGGCGCUGGUAGGAGCUCGUUAGACGACCUCGUCCACGAUCUUAUUCCUGACCUCGAAACUGACUUUUUCGAGACAUUCGACAACUUCGAAUUCGAGGUUGAUGAUUCCCAGCCGGCCGGGGGCGCACAGCAAACGAAGAAUAUCCUUGCAAGUUCGAAGCGUGAGAGGGGAAUCCAGAGUUCCAAGAAAGCCUCUCUCGAGAUAAACAAGGAAGCCAAUGUGCAGUUGCCAAAGCUAGUCUCCUUUGGACUGGAUUGCAACGUUGACAGGCCGUGCCCCAAAAGCACCUCUUCCAAACCACACCAGGACGGCAAUUCACAACGCCCGAAGAAUGUCUUAUCCAAGCCGAACCAGGAAUCAAUUACACAGCGACCAAAGGACAUCUCUUCCAAGCCCUCCACGGGGUCAGGUGCUUCGGGACCGAAUGAUGCCAACAUCUGGGAGUACCUAAGGAAGUUUUUGAAGCCCGGCACGCAGAAGCGUAUGCCUGAAGAUGCAGCCAUCCAAAAGCUUUUAGCUCUUCCCCGGCGUCGCGAACUUCCGACCGGCUGGCAAUUUCGACUUCGUACGUACGAAGGUGUUCAUCUGACAACGCUGAUUGCCAUAGUUAUGUACCUCGGCGGCGACGAAUCUCCCAGCAGCCCUUGUAGCGUUAUGGGAUGCAGGGAGAAAACAGAAGGUCUUAAUCUCAACAAUAAAGACUUUAGGACUGGGCGAAGCCGCGACGCUAGGUUUGCUUUUCCUGUAUGCGUCAUGCUCCCCCAGUGCCUCUCAAACUCCGAUACGAUCCACCAUCGGCUUAACAACAAGAUAUGCUGCAAUGCAUACUUCAGGUGGUGCAAAGUGGAAGAGCCUGACAGUGCCCUCGAUAAGAUCUGGACAGCGGAGAAGGAGAUGGGGGCGGCAUCUGCUUGCUCGGAAACAGCGAAGGUCGAGAAUGAUAAAGUGCCCAAUGCCACGGUAAAGUGCAGCCGAGGGAACGACACCAAGAUAAACCGUACCAUGUCGAAAGCAAGACCAUAUGACACCAAGUCGGAUCAUGUCACACCGACCAUCCAACCGAGUCAUCAUUCGGUGCCGCUCUCUGGCUCACGACUGUCUCUACCUAAUGGGACUUCUAUAGCAUCGGCAAAGCACGAGGAGCGGAACAGCAUGAUUUCCAGGCGUUCCAACGAACAUAUUCAACCAUCCAAUGCACGCACGACAGCCAUAUCGACCUUCUCCCAACUUGCAGUCGCGAUGCAACAAACAGUCAGUCCUCGGCGACCGGCACAAGAAGAUUCUUCGCAACCGGCAACAGUUACGAACGCCAGAAAUGAGUUCGAGUCGCAAAGCUCCUCAGCGGAUUCUGACUCAGAUGAAAGUGAAGGGGGUGAUUCGGAAUAUCACUCUCCCAACAAAAGGGAAGCUGCGCAGUCCAAGUGGAAGGGUUCGAAGGAGUGGAUAGAGUGGAAAAGAAAAAUGAAGAAGAGGAAGCUGAGAAGGGCCAAGGACAAGAAGUUGAAGAAGAAUCGACAAGCCAGGCGAGACAACGAGAAGGAAGAAAAUGACAGACAGGUGUCGCUGGCUAGCCAGACGAACCACACCCCCGUUUCCGCGGCGGCAGCUUCUUUUUCUAAUCUUACGGUACAGGAUACAUCCACGACGCCUUCCAGAGCGCAGCAGCAAGGCGGCCCAGAAGAGUCGCAGAAAACGACCGUUUUCAACAUUGCCAAUGGUUCCACACAGCCCAUUGGCUUCAAGGGUGGGCAGUCCCAGCUCAUUCAGGCAUCGAAAAGACAAACUCUGGAGUGCACGGUUUGGGCAGGUAGUGUAAGGAUGAAGAUGAUUGGAGAUGAUGGCAUGUCUAUUACGCGGAGGGUGGACGCGGAAGGGACUUGGACAGUCGGCCCGGACAGUCACUGUUUGGUCAGCAACUUCUUUCCAGCAGCCAAAGAGACUGCUGUGGUCAAUGUUAAGUCUAAGUCUGUGUCGACAAGCAUCGGAUGA